Messenger RNA from Laetiporus sulphureus 93-53, 1578 nucleotides. RefSeq names its product MFS general substrate transporter. The coding region runs from base 1 to 1578 and encodes 525 amino acids. The record is from RefSeq and is a predicted model, not a curated record. Lineage: Eukaryota; Fungi; Basidiomycota; Agaricomycetes; Polyporales; Laetiporaceae. Gene Ontology annotation, biological process: transmembrane transport. Gene Ontology annotation, molecular function: transmembrane transporter activity. The transcript has 8 exons.
AUGGAUGACACGGAGAAGCCACCAAUGCGAGAUUGUGCAGUGACUCCUCCAGAAAUUCGAACGGAGAAAGGCACUGUGUUUUGGCUCAUAUUUCUCUCUAUAUGCAUUUCGCUCUUUCUCUCUGCUCUAGAACUCACCGCAGUCUCCACGGCCUUACCCACGAUUGCGCAUGAUCUUCAAGCCACCGAUUUUGUAUGGGCAGGGUCGGCCUAUGCUCUUUCGUCCACAGCGUUUCUACCAAUGAGUGGGAAUUUCGCGCAGAUAUUCGGGCGUCGCCCUGCGCUCCUAACGUGUCUCGCUCUAUUCGCUCUUGGAAGCGGGAUUUCCGGGGGUGCGACAUCCAUGCCGAAGUUGAUUGCAGGCAGAACUGUUCAAUCGCUGUCCGCUAUCAUUUUAUCCGACCUCGUUACCUUGCGCGAACGAGGGCUCUAUGCGGGAUUGUUUGGAUUGACAUGGGUAAUUGCCAGCGUGAUCGGGCCUAUCGUGGGUGGAAGUCUCGCGGCCAAUGGCCACUGGAGGUGGUUAUUCUAUCUGAACCUCCCUAUCGCCGGACUUGCAGCUACGUUCGUUCUGGUAUUCCUGCGGCUGCCAACUCCUCCGGGUACCUUUCGCGAGAAACUUCGGCGCGUGGAUUGGAUUGGCAAUAUGCUCAUCAUAUCCAGCUCUACGUCUGUCAUGAUCGCUCUCACAUGGGGUGGAGUCACGGCACCGUGGGCAUCGUAUCGUGUCUUAGUACCUCUUGUGCUAGGACUCGUGGGACUUGCGUUCUUCAUAUUAUACGAGAGCAUCUGGGCGAUCGAGCCAUUGGUGAAUCCCUGUUCGUCCCUUCUUUACCGAGGCAUGUGCUCAUAUUUUACAGGCGCCAAUCUCACUAUUAUCAAACCGCACAAGUCUCAGCGGGUACUUGUCCAGCACUACUUCCCCGUCUUCUGGCAAGGUUGUAAGGAUGCUUCUCCAAUUAGAUCAGGCGUUCUUGGACUGGGCGUCGCUUCACUUGCUCCUGCAUCCAUCUUUGCUGGUGUUGGUGUCAAUCGAACCCGGCGGUACCGCCCGCAAAUGUGGGCUGGAUGGUGUUUGAUCAUGAUAGGGCUUGGCCUAUAUACAACCUUGACGGCCCACGUUUCUGAAGGCCGGGCAGUUGGCUUCAGCGUUAUUGUCGGGGUCGGAAUAGGGUUUGAAUAUUCAACCACCAUCUUUCCUGUGCAAGCUCCUUUAUCAGUCACGCAAAAUGCCCAUGCGCUCACAUUUCUGAUGUUCAUAAGGUCUUUCGCAGGGGUUUGGGGAGUAACCAUAGGUUCUACAGUGCUACAGAACGAGCUUGUGCGACGCUUACCUUCGGGAUUUCUCGCCAACUUUCCUGCCAGUGCUUCGAUUGCAUAUUCACUGAUUCCCGAAGUUCCGUACCUUCCUUCUCCGCUUAAGCAGGAGGUUCAAGCGGCUUUCGCGGAAAGCUUGAAUGCUCUAUGGGAGGUACUCCUUGGCGUUGGCGGGCUUGGCGUCAUGUCUUCGUUGCUUAUGAAGGGAUUACCGUUGCACGGCGAGUUGGACAAAGAUUGGGCUAUGAGCGGUGAGACUUGA